Molecule: messenger RNA, 5918 nt
Organism: Uranotaenia lowii
Lineage: Eukaryota; Metazoa; Arthropoda; Insecta; Diptera; Culicidae
Exons: 6
Coding region: 16-5847 (1943 amino acids)
Biological process (GO): proteolysis; peptide catabolic process
Cellular component (GO): cytoplasm
Molecular function (GO): peptide binding; zinc ion binding; metalloaminopeptidase activity
Source: RefSeq, a predicted model, not a curated record
AUCCAUCUCAGGAAAAUGAACCUGAGUAUCAGUUUAUUGAGUGUUUUACUGGUUUCUGCGGUUUGGGCAGAUCGUCCACAAUGGCGGAAAAUUGACGGAGAUCUUGCUCAAGAGCCUGAAAUUCAACCUCUUCAGGAAGUAGACGAGUCAUACAGACUACCCAAUGUCGCCGUGCCUUCACACUACAAUCUAAAUCUCAGGACGUCUAUUCAUGUGAACAAUCGAGAGUUUCAGGGAAUCGUAGAGAUUUUCUUUGACCUUCUGCAGAACAGCGACAAAGUGACUGUCCACAAUAGGCAACUUUCAAUCUCGAGUGUGAGUCUGUUUUCCGUAGUCGGGGGACAGAACCUAGUUGAUGUUGCAGUAAUGUCAUUUGAAACUGAUGCUCGUACAGAGCAUUUGACUAUUCAAAGUGAAAACCUUCUCCAACAAGGUAGUUACAUGGUGAGGAUUCAGUUCACUGGCAGGUUGCAGAACAACAAUAAUCAAGGAUUCUUCGCGUCGUCCUAUCUGGAUAAUGAUGGCCAAACACACUAUAUUGCUUCAAACAAAUUCGAACCACAUCACGCCAGAUCGGCUUUCCCUUGUUUUGAUGAACCGAAGUUGAAGGCCUCUUUCUCCUUGUCUCUAACGCACCACAAAGAUUACCACUCUGUGGCCAAUAUGCCCCAGGACGGUAUGCUAUUGGCAGACUCGCAGGACCCAGAUUUUGUAGUGACCCGAUUCCAACGAUCGACUGUGAUGUCGACCUAUCUGGUAGCUUUCGCCGUAACUAACUUCGCCAUUCGUACCAAAGGUGCUCAAACAGUUUACGCUAGACCGAAUGUGUUCGAGGAGACGGAAUAUCCACUGGACGCCGGUAUCGACAUAUUGAAUGCGUUGGGAGAUUAUCUGGGUAUUUCUUACAUCAACCAUAUGCCUAAAAUGACCCAGAUUGCGAUUCCAGACCGCGGCACAGGUGCAAUGGAAAACUGGGGUCUCGUCGCUUACGGUGAACCCGUUCUGCUAUUCAACCCGGCUAUCAAUUCUUAUCGCACCAAGAAAUCGGUCACAACCAUUAUUGCCCACGAAUACGCCCAUCAGUGGUUCGGUAAUCUUGUCAGCCCAGAUUGGUGGACGUAUAUUUGGCUCAAUGAGGGAUUUGCUACUGUUUACGAAUAUUUGGCGGCGACCUUGGCCUACCCAGAAAACGACUAUUGGGCCCUUUGGAACGUCGAAGUCAUCCACAGCGCCUUUGCAGCCGAUGCUCGGGAAACGGUGCGUCCGAUGAACUGGAAUGCCGGCAGUCCGAAUGAAAUCGCAGGCUUGUUUGAUACCGUAGCGUACGAUAAGUCGGGAAGCGUUUUGAACAUGUUCCGCGAAGUAAUGGGGGAUGCAAAUUGGCGAUUAGGACUCACUGAUUACUUAAAUCGACGAAAACUAAACGUGGCUACAGAUGCUCAUCUCUACGAAGGAUUGCAGGUCGCUUUGAACGCACAGGACAUAAUUCAAAGCGCUUUGUCUAUUCAGCAGCUGAUGGAAUCAUGGACCAAUGCUCCUGGUUUUCCUCUUCUAACGGUACGCCGUGAUUAUCAAAACGGUGUCGUCUAUUUGUCCCAAGAAAGGUUCCUCAGCGACCGUGUACUGCCAAAUACUCAUGUCUACCACAUCCCAUACAACUACGCUACGAAAUCGAAUGCUGAUUUCAGCACUCAGAAGUUCGACUGGCUUUCAAGCAAAGCAGAAAAAAUAUCUACUACUGCUUCUGCAGACGAUUGGAUCAUUUUCAACAACCAACAAACUGGAUACUAUCGAGUAAACUACGAUCUUCAGAAUUGGAAGCUCAUCAUUAACGCUCUACUGGAUAAUCCUGAAGCAAUUCAUGUUCAAAAUCGUGCUCAGCUCAUUAACGAUGCCUUCAACUUGGCCCGAGCUGAUCGUCUAGAUAUGGCCCUUGCUUUGGAACUACUGACCUACCUCAAAAAAGAAAACACUUAUCCCCCUUGGGCAGCCGCCAGUACUGUCCUGACCUACUUCAACAACAAAUUCCGAGGAACUCCCUACUAUGAACCUUUUGUUAACUUUGCCCGAGAGAUUCUCACACCAAUCUAUGCAACACUUCCGAUUGAUUCCGUCCCACAAGGCGAAACGAUGCUACAGAAAUACCUGAAGCAAACUAUCUCUACCUGGGCAUGUCGAGUUGGCGUUCAAGAUUGUCUCAACAGAGCAGCUCGAGUAGUCUCACAAGCUGUAUCCGACAAAAAACCAGCCCAUCCAGAUAUCUCAACAACCAUGUAUUGUUUCGGCUUACAAAAUGCAGGAGAAGCAGAGUACGUUUGGAUAUAUGAAUGGCUGCUAGCAUCCAAGAAUCAAGCCGAACGUGCAGUAUUGAUCGAUGCGAUGGGAUGCUCUCAGAACAAAGAAUUCCUUAUCGCGUUCCUCGAGACCUCGAUCUUAGGAGGAUUUAAUUUCUUGGAAACGGAACGCACUCGAAUCGUAAUGUCCGUCUACGCCGGCAGCCGUAUUGGAGUCGACGCACUAAUCGAGUUCCUGAUGAUGGAAGAUGCAUUGGUUGAUGAGUUCAUUAGCCGAUUGGGUCAGAACACGCUGAACAACGCCAUCGCAAACAUUGCAGUUCGUACCAAUAACGGCGCUGAGCUUACUCAACUAGAGACACUGUUGGCCAGGUUGGGAUCGAAGGUGAGUGCUGCUACUGCAACUUCAGCUCGGAAUACUGUGGCCAAUAACUUCGCUUGGUUCACGACCUUCGAAGGAUUGGUUUCGGUGGAGUUUUACGAACCUCGGACGGUAACACACAACUGGGAAUUGGUCAACAAUCUAGGGGUGUCGAUCAUUACUGAUUUUCAUGAAAUCUUCAACCAUAAAAGUGAACUUGAAUUAUGGACCGAUAAGUUCAUUGAUAACUUUAUUAACCCGAUUGUCCUGUAUUGUCUUAGAAAUGCGAGAUACACCGUAUCUUAUCUUGCACCUCGCAGGUCUGUAGAAAAUUUUAGCAAUAUAAAGCCGUUAACGAGAGUUUUAGAAGCUUUAGUUCAACUUUUGCCGUCUAUGGCAAACCACCUUGAGAAAAUGGGCCUGAGAAAAUUUCUGUUUUGUGCUUUACUAUUUAGUGUAGUUUGGGCAGAUCGUCCACAAUGGCGGAAAAUUGAUGGAGACCUAGCACCAGAGGUUCCAAUACAACCUCUUCAAGAAAUCGACGAGUCAUACUUGCUACCGAGAAGUGCCGUGCCUUCACACUACAAUCUGAACAUCAAGACAUCCAUUCACGAAAAUAACCGAGAAUUUCAGGGAAACGUGGAAAUUUUCUUUGAACUUCUGCAGAGCAGCGACAAAGUGAUUGUUCAUAACCGUCAGCUUUCGAUCUGGAAUGUGAGGCUCUUUUCUGUGGUUGGUGAACAAAAUUUAGUUGAGCUAGGUUUACCAGCAUUCGAAACUGAUACCCGCACAGAGCAUUUGAUUAUUCAAAGCGAAAGCUUACUCGAACCUGGUAGCUACAUGGUGAGGAUUCAGUACACAGGAAGGUUGCAGAACAAUAAUAAUGUAGGAUUCUACGCUUCAUCGUAUGUGGAUAACGACGGCAACAGGCACUACAUUGCUUCAACCAAACUCGAAUCUACCAAUGCAAGAAUGGCUUUCCCUUGUUUCGAUGAACCCCAGCUGAAGGCUUCUUUCUCGAUUGCUUUAAUCCACCACAAAGAUUACCAUGCAGUGGCUAAUAUGCCCCAAGAAGGUAAUCUAGAGGUAGAUACAAUGGAUCCAGAUUAUGUAGUCACGCGGUUCCAAAAAUCGACUGUAAUGUCGACUUUCCUAGUGGCAUUUGCUGUUACCAAUUUCGCCAUUCGUACCAGAGGUACUCAAACGGUUUAUGCUAGACCGAAUGUAUUCGAGGAGACAGAAUAUCCACUGGACGCCGGUAUCGACAUUCUGGAAGCUUUGGGCGAUUAUCUGGGUAUUCCGUACAUCAGUCAUAUGCCCAAAAUGACUCAGAUUGCCAUUCCAGAUCGUACCUCGAGUGCUAUGGAAAACUGGGGUCUCGUUUCUUACGGUGAACCCGUUCUGCUGUUCAAUCCAGCUAUCAAUUCUUAUCGCACCAAGAAAUCGGUCACAACCAUUAUUGCCCACGAGUUCGCCCAUCAGUGGUUCGGUAAUCUUGUUACGCCGGAAUGGUGGACAUACGUAUGGCUUAAGGAGGGAUUCGCUACUGUUUACGAAUAUUUGGCGGCAACCUUGGCCUACCCGGAAAACGACUAUUGGGCCCUUUGGAACGUCGAAGUCAUUCAUAACGCGUUUGCAGCCGAUGCUCGGGAAACGGUACGUCCGAUGAAUUGGAAUGCCGGCAGCCCAAAUGAAAUCGCAGGCCUUUUCGAUACCGUAGCGUACGAUAAAGCGGGAAGCGUUUUGAACAUGUUCCGCGAAGUGGUGGGAGAUGAAAACUUCCGUGUUGGACUUUCCGAUUACUUCAACCAAGCAAAGCUUGGCGUGGCUACAGAUAUUCAUCUUUAUCAGGGAUUGCAACUCGCUUUGAACGGACAGGAUAUCCUCUCAACAACUUCAUCUAUCCAGCAGCUGAUGGAAUCAUGGACCAAUGCUCCUGGUUUUCCUCUUCUAACGGUACGCCGUGAUUAUCAAAACGGUGUCGUCUAUUUGUCCCAAGAAAGGUUCCUCAGCGACCGUGUACUGCCAAAUACUCAUGUCUACCACAUCCCAUACAACUACGCUACGAAAUCGAAUGCUGAUUUCAGUACUCAGAAGUUCGACUGGCUUUCAAGCAAAGCUGAAAAAAUAUCUACUACUGCGUCUGCAGAAGAUUGGAUCAUUUUCAACAACAAACAAACUGGAUACUAUCGAGUGAACUACGAUCUUCAGAAUUGGAAGCUCAUCCUCAACACUCUACUAGAUAAUCCUGAAACAAUUCAUGUUCAAAAUCGUGCUCAGCUCAUUAACGAUGCCUACAACUUGGCCCGAGCUGAUCGUCUAGAUAUGGCCCUUGCUUUGGAACUACUGACCUACCUUAAAAAAGAAAACACUUAUCCCCCUUGGGCAGCCGCCAGUACUGUCCUGACCUACUUCAACAACAAAUUCCGAGGAACUCCCUACUAUGAACAUUUUGUUAAUUUUGCCCGAGAGAUUCUCACACCAAUCUAUGCAACACUUCCGAUUGAUUCCGUCCCACAAGGCGAAACUAUGCUACAGAAAUACCUGAAGCAAACUAUUUCUACCUGGGCAUGUCGAGUUGGCGUUCAAGAUUGUCUCAACAGAGCAGCUCGAGUAGUCUCACAAGCUGUAUCGGACAAAAAACCAGCCCAUCCAGAUAUCUCAACGGCCAUGUAUUGUUUCGGCUUACAAAAUGCGGGAGAAGCCGAGUACGUUUGGAUAUAUGAAUGGCUGCUAGCAUCCAAGAAUCAAGCCGAACGUGCGGUAUUGAUCGAUGCGAUGGGAUGCUCUCAGAACAAAGAAUUCCUCGUUUCGUUCCUCAUGACCUCGAUUGGAGGAGGAUCCACCUUUAAUUUCCUGGAAAUGGAACGAACCAGAAUUGUUUCAUCCGUCUACACCGGUAGCCGUAUCGGAGUCGAUGCUCUUAUCGAGUUCCUGAUGAUGGAAGAUGCAUUGGUUGAUGAGUUCAUUAGCCGAUUGGGCCAGAACACGCUGAACAACGCCAUUGCGAACAUUGCAGCUCGUACCAAUAACGGAGCAGAGCUCACUCAAUUUGAGACCCUGUUGGCCAGGUUGGGAACGAGGGUGAGUGCUGCUACUGCAACUUCAGCUCGGAAUACUGUGGCCAAUAACUUCGCUUGGUUCACGACCUUAGAGGGAUUGGUUUCGGUGGAGUUUUUCGAACGUUUCUAGUUGAUGACAAUGUCUACUAGGUGGGGCAAUAGCUCUCGUGCUUUCCAUUGUACAAUUUGACAUGAGCCCGA